CUUGGGCGGCGUCGUGGAUACGGUCGUCGAGCCGAAGAAGGUGUUCGGGGACGCGAUGGAGCGAACGCGGACGGAGGUUGCCAAGGGCGCCGCGAUUGACGACGCCGAGUGGUCCAAAGUCGUGGACAGCGUCGACGUGGACCUGGCGCUUCUCCUGGUGUCCGUCGUGGCGGUGGUGCCGCUGUGCAAGAAGCUGAACGUGUCGCCCGUGCUGGGUUUCCUCGGCGUGGGUCUGCUGCUGAACCAGGAAGGGGUGUUCAGCGAGAACCGCGAGGUGGAUCAGUUUUGCGAGCUCGGCAUCCAGUUCCUGCUGUUCGAGAUGGGCCUGGAGCUGUCGGUGCAGCGGCUCAAGGCGCUGGGCAAGUACGCGUUCGGGCUGGGUCUGUGCCAGGUGGUGUUCGGUAACCUCCUGUUCGCGGCGGCGCUCCUCCCGCCGGGCGAGGCCUUCGGGACCAAGGUGCUCGAGAUGGUGCAGAGCGGGCGCGGCGUCGACGACCUGCUGCAGAUUAGGUCGCCGCUGGAGGCGAUCGUGGUGGGUUUUGGGCUGACGCUCUCGUCCAGCGCGUUGGGGCUGCAGCUGCUCUCGGACCGCGGGAUGAUGACCACGCGGCUCGGCACCGCAUCCCUCGGCGUUUUACUCUUCCAGGACCUCGCGGUCGUGCCGUUCAUCAUCGCGCUCCCCGUGCUCCAGAAGAUGCAGUCGGCGGGGGCGGGUGAUGGACUGGACGUGGGGCUCAUGGCCGCGUACACCGCCACGAGCUUCCUGGACCUCGGCGUGCUGAGCAUCGGCGGCUGGUUCGUCGCCAAGAAGCUCUACGAGGUCAUCACCGAGCUUGAGUGCGACGACGACGUCUUCGUCGCCCUCUCGCUGCUGGUGCUCUUCGGCUUUUCCAACGCGUCGGCGGCGGCGGGCUUCAGCGACUCGCUCGGCGCCUUCAUCGCGGGCCUGGUGCUCGCGGGCACGCCGUACGCGCACGACAUCAUCGGGAAGCUCCGCGCGUUCAAGGGCCUGUUCCUGAGCCUCUUCUUCGUCACCAUCGGCACCACGAUCGACGUGCCGCUCGCCCGGGACCUCUUCCCCAUCGUGACGCUGAUGACCGCCGGGCUCAUGGCGGGUAAGCUCGCGACGAUCACAGCACUCGGGCCGCUGACGGGCUUGACGUGGCGCGAGGCGCUCGUCGCUGGCGCGUUCCUGUCCCAGGGGGGCGAGUUUGCCUUCGUCAUCUUCGGGCAGGCCACGAGCGGAAGCGGGGGCGCGCUCUUCCCGCAGAACCUGGACGAGCUCCUCGUGGUGGUGGUCAUCGUCUCGAUGGCGCUAACGCCGCUCGCGGUGGACGCGGCGAUGGCGAUCGCGGGUCCCACGCUGGACCUGUCGCCGUGCGAUGCCUCGGAGGAUCCCAACGGUUCUUGCGACGUGGCGUGGGAGAUGGCGGAGAGUUACGGGCAGGAGCUGCCGGUAGUGGAGGGGGAGGAGAGCGUGUUGAAGUCUGAGGCCACGCCGGCCGAGUUCAAUGACUAAUAACUAACGUAGUGAAAAGUUGACC
Molecule: messenger RNA, 1544 nt
Organism: Micromonas commoda
Lineage: Eukaryota; Viridiplantae; Chlorophyta; Mamiellophyceae; Mamiellales; Mamiellaceae
Product: monovalent Cation:Proton antiporter-2 family
Exons: 1
Coding region: 56-1519 (487 amino acids)
Biological process (GO): proton transmembrane transport
Cellular component (GO): membrane
Molecular function (GO): antiporter activity
Source: RefSeq, a predicted model, not a curated record